Messenger RNA from Haplochromis burtoni (Burton's mouthbrooder), 1393 nucleotides. RefSeq names its product ELL associated factor 1 (gene eaf1). Bases 182 to 961 code for a protein of 259 amino acids. The transcript is spliced from 6 exons. Gene Ontology annotation, biological process: regulation of transcription elongation by RNA polymerase II; positive regulation of DNA-templated transcription. Gene Ontology annotation, cellular component: super elongation complex. The record is from RefSeq and is a predicted model, not a curated record. Gene Ontology annotation, molecular function: transcription elongation factor activity. NCBI's taxonomy places the organism in Eukaryota, Metazoa, Chordata, Actinopteri, Cichliformes, Cichlidae.
CGGACCAAAAGCGGAAAGGGCGUGGCCACGUGAUGUUUUGCUAACUGUUAGCCACAGCAAGCUAACUUUGUGUUGUAGUUGGCAUCUUAUUUUGAUCCUGCUCAACUUGCCAGAUUGCUCUCGGGUCUUCGUGGGAUUUGACCUAAAUGCGAGUUUUAGUAACCAUUAAACCAACGGAGCCAUGAACGGGAGCACGAAUCCGCUGCUGGACAAAGAGGAGCAUGUUUUGAAGCUCGGAGAAAGCUUUGAGAAGAGGCCAAAGUCUUCCUUUCACACCAUCAGAUAUGACUUCAAACCAGCAUCGAUUGACACAAGCUGUGAGGGAGAGCUUCAAGUUGGGAAAGGAGAUGAAGUUACUAUAACACUACCUCAUAUUCCAGGCUCUACCCCUCCCAUGACAGUAUUCAAAGGAAACAAGCGGCCAUACCAGAAGGACUGUGUGCUCAUCAUUAACCACGACACUGGGGAGUUUGUACUGGAGAAACUGAGCAGCAGCAUCCAGGUCAAGAAAACUAGGGCAGAAGGCAGCAGUAAGAUCCAGGCCCGGAUUGAGCAGCAGUCGCUUCGGUCCAGCCAGCCCACCUCUCAGUUUAGGGCCCCCACUAAACCCGGGGCUGGGAUCAAAACCUCUCCUUCCCCAUCUAAGGACAACCCCUCCCCAGAGCCUCAGCUCGAUGACAUCAAGAGAGAGCUGCGAGCAGAGGUGGAGGUGAUAGAGCAGAUGAGCAGCAGCGGCAGCAGCAGCUCCUCCGACUCGGGCAGCGCCUCAGGGAGCGGCGAUGACAGCAGCAGCAGCGACGGAGAGCUCGAGACCCCCCGACCCCUCAGCCAGACGUCACCCAGCCGCCACCCCAUGGCCAACGGAGGACCUGACCGGCAGCAGGGGAACAACCAGCUCAUGAACACACUCCGAAAUGACCUUCAGCUCAGCGAGUCAGGCAGUGACAGCGAUGACGACUGAGCUCUGCUGGUCAGUCUCUCUGUCCACACUCCUCCUCCUUUCUGCCUGGUUGACUUGUUUCUUUGCUGUGAUAGCUGACCCCAGCUGUGUAGGUUGGUUUGACUACAUAUAUUUUUUUUUAAUUUGCUUUAGUAUAUCCUGAAAGCUGGCCAGCCUGGAACUUAAGAGUGUAUUUUUUAUUAGAUGUAUAUCUUGUUUUGUAUAGCGAAACUGGAGACAAAGAGAAAAAUUCUUCAGAGGUUUGGAAGAUUAUAUAUUAGAGUGCACAUACAUAUUUUCUGUACUUAGAGCAGCUAGUUUUAUUUACUUGUAUCAUUAAUAUUUUUUUUUCUUUCAGUUUUGUCUAUGGUUUGGCAAGCAAGAUUUUCUGUAGCUGUGCGAUCAUCGCUGUAACAUUUGUUUUUUGUUUUCAUUUUGCUAAGAGUACAAAAA